Messenger RNA from Notechis scutatus (mainland tiger snake), 807 nucleotides. NCBI's taxonomy places the organism in Eukaryota, Metazoa, Chordata, Lepidosauria, Squamata, Elapidae. The record is from RefSeq and is a predicted model, not a curated record.
AUGGGACCCAGGCCGGUCAAAAGCCAAGUUUCCAUCAUGGCUCCUGGAGGUGAGAAGAGAACCCAGAUGAAUCCCUUCAGCCAAGUUUCCUCCACCGUCCUGUGGAUUCUUCUCGCCACCUUGGCCACCAUCUGCCUUGUGGUCCUGAUGACGGUGAGCUACCUAUAUGCAGCCUUGGUCAACAAACCCCCCCAUCCACUCGAGGAAUCAAUGAAGAAGCUGGGGGUCACCAUAGCAGUUGGCCUGAGAAGUCCGACGAUCAAACAUGAAGACGCCCUGAAGGUCGCAGAGGAAGCGGUGAGGCUACCAGACCACAUAAAAGACUCUGGAAAGACUUUCAAUGACCAGAAAAAAAAGUACAACUCCCUCUUCAGGAAAAGUCAAAAAUCUGGGACGGAGUGGCAGCCUUUUGGGAAUGGCCUCUACUACAUAUCCCAGGGGAAAAAGACCUGGUACGAGGCGGAGAACUUCUGCAUGUCCAGAGAAGCCCAUCUGACCUCCGUCCUAAGCUCCGAAGAGCAGAACUAUGUGACUUCGCAGCUCACCGAGCCUGCAUGGAUCGGCCUGAUCGACGGAGGACAAGAAAAGUGGGAAUGGACCGAUGGCUCCAGAUUAAUAGCACAGUUCUGGUCUCAGGGUCAGCCCGGCCACUCGAAGCGCCUUGGAGGCGGAGACCAAGACUGCGCAAUUAUCGUCCCAUCGUCUAAAGGACAGAACUGGAAUGACGUUGACUGCAGUCAGCUGAAUAGAUGGGUCUGCAAAGGAACUCUGGGUGCUGAAGAGCACAAAAUCCAUCAAACACAUUGA